Tetrapisispora phaffii CBS 4417 is the source of this 1347-nucleotide messenger RNA. Its product is annotated as OSBP family protein. Gene Ontology annotation, cellular component: intracellular membrane-bounded organelle; cytosol; membrane. Gene Ontology annotation, biological process: endocytosis; maintenance of cell polarity; piecemeal microautophagy of the nucleus. The transcript has a single exon. NCBI's taxonomy places the organism in Eukaryota, Fungi, Ascomycota, Saccharomycetes, Saccharomycetales, Saccharomycetaceae. Gene Ontology annotation, molecular function: oxysterol binding. Bases 1 to 1347 code for a protein of 448 amino acids. The record is from RefSeq and is a predicted model, not a curated record.
AUGUCUGCUUCCUCUAUAUCUAAAAGUGGUACCUGGACUUCUUUUCUAAAGUCAUUGGCGUCUUUCAAUGGUGAUUUAUCUAAAUUAUCAGCUCCUCCAUUUAUUUUGUCACCUGUUUCUCUAUCAGAAUAUCCAAGAUAUUGGGCAGAUCAUCAAGAAGUUUUCGUUGAACCAUCCUUAAUCGAUAACGAAAAUUACAAACAAAGAUGUAGUUGUGAUAAAAAUGUUGAAUCACCAGAGAUGGCAAGAAUGCUGGCGGUAAUUAAAUGGUUUAUCUGUACCAUGAGAUCUCAAUAUGCAUCAAGAACUGAAAAACAAGGUAAUGAAAAGAAGCCAUUAAACCCUUUCCUAGGUGAGCUAUUUGUUGGUAAAUGGAGUAAUAAAGAUGACCCAAGUUUAGGUGAAACCAUAUUAUUAACGGAACAAGUCUCUCAUCAUCCACCAAUCACUGGUUAUAGCAUAUUAAAUGAUAAACAUAAUAUUAGAUUUCAUGGUUACAACCACUUGAAAACUUCAAUUUCUAAAACAUUAACUUUAAAUGUCAAGCAAUACGGCCAUGCAAUGCUACACAUUAGAGACGAUGAUGAAACAUAUUUAAUUACACUACCUCCAUUACAUAUUGAAGGUAUAUUAGCUGCUUCCCCAUAUGCCGAGUUAGAAGGUAGAACUUUUAUUCAAUCAAGUACCGGUUUGUUAUGUUCAAUCGAUUACAGUGGUAAAGGUUAUUUCUCAGGUAAAAAAAACACUUUCAAAGCCAGAAUUUUUAAAGACCCGAAACAGGUCGAUGAUAAGACAAAAGCUACUUACACAAUUAACGGACAAUGGUCAAAGCAGUCUACAAUUGUUAAACACGAUCCAAAAUUAGGAGACAGCGAGCCAAAGUUAUUUUUCGAUGCUGAGCUUCCAAAAGUAUGCGAAUUAUACGUUAAGCCAAUUGAAGAACAACAUCCAUUGGAAAGUAGAAAAGCUUGGAAAGAUGUUGCCGAUGCAAUCAUUGCUGGUGAUAUGAGUUUGAUCUCGAAACAUAAAACUGCAUUAGAAGAAAAGCAAAGGGCCAUGAGAAAGGAAGAAGAAUCCGAAGGAAGAGUAUGGCAAACAAGAUGGUUCAAUUGUGUCAAUUACGAUCUUGAAGAAUCAGCUUCUUCUUCCGAGGAUGGUUCAUCUAUGAUUGGACCAACUGAAGAGGAUCAAUACUUAGCAUUAGCAAAAGCUUUCAAUCUAUCCACAAAGAAUGUGCCAAGUGGUACCUUAGCACAUGAGAAACAUCACAAAAAAGCUGAUUUAACUUCAUUACAUUGGAGAUUUGUUAGAGAAAACUGGGACAAUGACAAAGAUAUCAUAGCUUAA